Molecule: messenger RNA, 1373 nt
Organism: Oncorhynchus mykiss (rainbow trout)
Lineage: Eukaryota; Metazoa; Chordata; Actinopteri; Salmoniformes; Salmonidae
Source: RefSeq, a predicted model, not a curated record
UUUUUAAAUAGUUUAUAUUUUAUUCCAUGAGUAACUAGGUUAUAGUGUUAUCAAUCUUUUAAAUAUAAAUGUCUGUUUACAAUGGACCUUCCACAGCAUGGUUACAGAGCAAGUGCAAAGCCAAGAGCUCGUGCAGGUCCCCACACCGGGGACCCUCUCCUCUUUGCAGAUACCAGUUCUGCAGCGCCACCAAUGAACAAUCAGGGUUAUUACACUCCUGGAUACAACAUUGGAGGGGCUCCAGUCGGAGGACCAGAGGAUGCUGGGGUCAACAACCUGUUUGCUGACCCAAUGGCCAGUGCAGCCAUGAUGUAUGGCUCUUCCCUGGCCAACCAGGGAAAGGACAUUGUUAACAAGGAGAUCAGCAGGUACGUGUCUGUGAACAAGCUGAAGUACUUCUUUGCCGUCGAUUCCAAAUAUGUAAUGAAGAAACUACUGCUCCUCGUGUUCCCGUACACACAUCAGGACUGGGAAGUUCGUUACCACAGGGACACUCCUCUCACACCCAGGCAUGAUGUGAAUGCGCCUGACCUAUACAUACCUUCAAUGGCUUUCAUCACCUACAUUUUGCUAGCUGGGAUGGCCCUUGGCAUUCAGAAGAGGUUCAGUCCAGAAGUCCUUGGUCUGUGUGCCAGCACUGCUUUGGUGUGGGUCGUCAUAGAGGUCUUGGUCAUGUUACUGUGUCUCUACAUUCUCUCUGUUCACUCUGACUUGUCCAUUUUUGACCUCUUUGCAUACAGUGGAUACAAAUAUGUGGGAAUGAUUUUCACAGUGCUGGGUGGUCUGCUGUUUGGCAGUGAUGGGUACUUCGUGGCUCUCACUUGGUCAUCUUGUGCUCUUAUGUUUUUCAUUGUCCGCUCUCUCAAAAUGAAGAUUCUGUCGUCUUUCUCCCAUAACUCCAUGGGGGCUGGGGCGACAGCCAAAUCAAGACUCCGCCUGUACAUCACCGUGGCCUCCGCAGCCUUUCAGCCAAUCAUUAUCUACUGGCUCACCUCGCAUCUGGUCAGGUGACCUGGUACAGGGUCUGACCCUGAGGGUCAUUAGUAUCGAACUAAAAAAAACAACAUGUUGAUGCUUUCUACAAACUUGGCUCUUGCGAGUGUCAUUUACCUACAUACCAGCUCAUCUGCCAGGGAAAGCGGGAUGAUGGAUAUCGAGCUGUAUCUUGUGUUCAGCUUGUGGGUUAAAGCUUAAAAUGAACAUUUUAGUUUUUACUUCUGUAGGUGAGACUUUUGUAUGCAAGACAUCACUUGCAUACAAAAACAGUGUUUUUACAGACAGUCAUUUUUGGCCACCUUAUUUAUAAAGAAAGAAGGGCUUUGUGUUCAUGAAAUUUGAAUUUAUGGUUAUGAAUAAACCUUUGUCACACUCCA